Molecule: messenger RNA, 709 nt
Organism: Microdochium trichocladiopsis
Lineage: Eukaryota; Fungi; Ascomycota; Sordariomycetes; Xylariales; Microdochiaceae
Product: putative 13 kDa ribonucleoprotein-associated protein
Exons: 2
Coding region: 161-544 (127 amino acids)
Biological process (GO): ribosome biogenesis; mRNA splicing, via spliceosome; maturation of SSU-rRNA
Cellular component (GO): small-subunit processome; precatalytic spliceosome; nucleolus
Molecular function (GO): RNA binding
Source: RefSeq, a predicted model, not a curated record
AGAAUCUCCUGUGCUACUUUUCACAACCAAGCAUAUCCGACCUUUGCGACCAGCAGUACUGCCCAGGGCGAGCCAACGCAAGGAACCCUGUGUUAUUCGUUCAUCUUCGCUCACGAUCAAACAUCCCGUCCGGCAUCCUCAGACUCCUAUCACCAUCACAAUGGCCGACCAGAACCAGAGCGCCGCGUGGCCCCUCGCGGAUGCCCAGCUUUCCCAGGAGAUCCUCGACCUUGUCCAGCAGGCUAGCCACUACCGCCAGCUCAAGAAGGGCGCCAACGAGUGCACCAAGACCCUCAACCGUGGUAUCUCGGAGGUCAUCGUCCUCGCUGCCGACACUCAGCCUCUCGCUAUUCUUCUCCACCUUCCCCUGCUCUCCGAGGACAAGAACGUCCCUUACGUCUACGUUCCCUCCAAGAUCGCCCUCGGCCGUGCCUGCGGUGUCUCUCGCGCCGUCAUCGCCGCCUCCAUCACCACCAACGAGGCCUCGGACCUUAUGAACCAGAUCCGCAGCCUCAAGGACAAGGUCGAGCGCCUCAUGAUCUAAGCAGACGUCCACAUGCUCGGGAUCGUCGCCUGGAACACCGGCAACGACCUGCACACAAUGGAUUUGCGCUUGGUAGAAAGUGACGGGCCAUCUUGGAAUGGUUUAGAAUGUCUAAUUCAACGAUAGGAAAUACGAUCAGAAUUUGAAUGACCCUUCUGAGUCUCU